Molecule: messenger RNA, 891 nt
Organism: Emericellopsis atlantica
Lineage: Eukaryota; Fungi; Ascomycota; Sordariomycetes; Hypocreales; Bionectriaceae
Exons: 1
Coding region: 21-620 (199 amino acids)
Source: RefSeq, a predicted model, not a curated record
CGACAUGAAGCCUGAUCUGCAUGUGCACAAUCGGAGAAAACACACUUGCAGAUCACACGUACACAUUCCACCGAACCUCGAGCCCGGUCAUCCCUGGCAGUGCGAACCAGCAGAUCGCGUGUUCGUGGUCGUUGUGCCCCCGUCAGCGGCCCGUCAGCCGCCUUGAUCCUCAUCGCGCCUUGCAUGGUCAGACGCGCUACAGCCUCGUCCUUCUGUGGUCGCAUACUGUGCACCAUCAUGUGAUGCUGGCAUGCGUACACGAUGACGACCUGCGUCGCCCCCAGAUGCUGUGCAACAUUCACCUACAUGUAUUCUACAUGCUCAUUACAGACUAUGUGCUGAUGUACCAGAGUCAUGGCACCUCCAGUCAUCACCCUCCACCCAGACAGCCCUCCCUCCCAUUCCUACCAGGCUCACGCAUGGACAGCAAUCAUGCAUCCUCUAUCCGUCCUGGUGGUGCCGUCGAGGAGCUCGUGUCGCCGCGUCAUCAAUGCUUCUGCCUGGAACCGUUACACAACGCGACCAUAGUCACACUGGGAGGAUGCAAGGGACUAGAUUCGUCGUCCCCAGCCUCGUGUGGCUGCAUGCUAUUAUACCGUCGUAACGAGGCAGCGAGCUAGGACAGACGCCUUGCAUGCAAAGUCGAGAGAACAUGCCCCUGACUAGUCCUCUGCGCGGACAUGUACUAGAUGGCGAAAAAACAAAUGCAUCUAAUAAUUAUGGCCUACGUAGCCUAGCCUAGCCUCGCCUAGCCCUUGAUCACUUACCCACUGACAUCCAUGACAAACCGUCCUGCAGCGCCGAAUUUCUCCAACGACACAUCAAACACCAACCAAUCGCCCGCCUUGCUCAGCCGCAUCGCAAUCCACAAGAUGCGUUCCACGCGCAGGU